Molecule: messenger RNA, 756 nt
Organism: Protopolystoma xenopodis
Lineage: Eukaryota; Metazoa; Platyhelminthes; Monogenea; Polystomatidea; Polystomatidae
Source: the annotation of a GenBank genome assembly
AUGCCCCGCUUUGAGGCGGCCGCUGCAAGUCAUCUUCCUUCAGACUCUAUGGCUGAUUCGAGGCAUCGCUUUGCUUUCAGUCGCUCAUUGUCCCGUCGCCGCCUUCGGGCCCGGCUCAACUCUGCCUUCUCAAAUCGAACUGAUCGCAAUUUGGUUGAAGCUGUCCAUGUGUUCCCUGUCAAAAGUCUCACUCAAACCGCCACAGAUAGUGCUUUAGGGGCCUCGGCUGUGAAACCGCCAUCGUUUCUUUCAGGACCGAUGGCCGAUUCUCGUGACCUCGUCUCUUGCAUGACGAUUCGCGAUGAGUCCUCAGUUGCUCGCAGAGUUUGCCCAAGCAUAGCUGCAUUCUCCACACCAUAUGCAGGUUCUUCUGCUGCCCUCAACCAAGCUUUGUCAUUGCAGAGGGAUGUCCUACCUACAGAAUCGUCAUCUUGCCAUUUCAGUCAUAAUCGAGCCAGGAUUCCAGGCUGUACUGGAUCGUUUAGGGCCACUUGCGCAGCUGGUAGCUGUUUUCGAAUUCGACGUCGACGAUCCGAUCCUACUCGGUCACAUUCGGGCAUUAUGCGACGUAAUCGGGAUGAGUCGAGCUCUUUUUCAGGAAGCAGGGUUGAACUUGCUCCGACAUUGUCCAACACAUCAUCUAUUUGCAGUGAGGGCGUGAUAAAUCACAUCUUCUUCGACGUCGGAAUGUCAGUAAUUCUCCAACAUACGCAACUACACGCAAGUACUAGCCAGGGGUUAUGCAUUCAUUCUUAA